Blepharisma stoltei is the source of this 1250-nucleotide messenger RNA. The record is from the annotation of a GenBank genome assembly. NCBI's taxonomy places the organism in Eukaryota, Ciliophora, Heterotrichea, Heterotrichida, Blepharismidae.
AUGAUAUUAAGGAGGGCAUUUGUGUUCACAUACCCAUGCCCUCGAAAAAUGAGAGAAAUCGUUAAACUUUCGCUUAUUGAGAAGGAAGAGCCUUCAGAAAUCAAAAGAAUAUGAAAUGAAUAUCACCUAAAUCGUCCAAAUAAUGUGUCUACAGUAAUUACAGCUCAUCAAUAUGAUUUACUUUUGAGAAGAACCAAGGCUUCACCGAUUUUUAUUUUCCCGCUGAAGAGAAAAGCGGGCCACUUUGUUUUAGUUUCACAAGCACAAGAAAAAUCUAAUUUAUUGACGUAUUUAGAAGAUUUUAAGAAAAAUCCAGCCACAGCAACUCCUUACUUUGUAUUGACACUAUUUGACGAGCUUUUGGCAAAGAAAGGAAUAGUUCCAGUAAGAGGUGAUAUUGUGGACUUUUUAAUUGCAAAGCCUGAGGCUGAACUCUUGUUAAAAGCAUUUUUAGCACAUUAUAUAGAAGGAGGAUUAUACGAAGAAACAGUGCAAAUUUUUAAUCAUGACCCCAAUAAUUUCAAUCAUCAAAAAUACGUUGAUAAUUUCUUUACCCCUCUCUUUAAAUUUGAGUCAAAAUCUGCUUUAAUUUAAGGGCCUUAUCUUUUUGAAAAGAAAUUAUUAGAAUUUCUAUCGAAAAAUAAUUACAUAAAUUCUUUCAAAUAAAUUACAUACAAAAAUUUUUAAUUUAUUUUUAUGAAAAAUUUGCUUCUAAAAUUAAUUGAUUCAGGGCGCUAAUUAAUUUCUAUAAAAAUUAUUAAUUUUUACUAACUCCCCCCCCCCCCCCCGUGAGCGAACAAAAAAAUUUUGUUCGCUCACGGAGGGGGGGUUAAUUUUUUUUUUUUAAAAAAAAUUUAUAUAUAAAUUUUAUAAAAAAUAUUUUUUUCGAAAUUUAAAAAAAUCCUAAUUUGCAAAAAUUGGGAAGCAAAUAUUAAUUUAAUUUGCAAAAUUUAUGUUUUAAAAAACGCAUUUUGUUUAAAAUUAAACAGAAUUAGCUCUAGAUUUCAUUAUACUAAUUAUCACUUAUAUAUCAAAAAUUUUUUUCCAUUAAAAUUUUUUCUAUUAAAAAAAUUUUUGUUCGCUCACGGAGGGUGGGUUUUUGGUCAAAAAAUGGCGAUUUUUCUAAUGGUUUUGUUCGCUCACGGAGGGGGGGGGGGAGUAAAUAAAGAUUUAUUUACCCCAAAAAUGUAAAUAUUAAUAUAUUUUGUUCCAAUUUUGAAGGGAGAGUUAAUAGAUUUUCAACACAAUAA